Molecule: messenger RNA, 447 nt
Organism: Heterobasidion irregulare TC 32-1
Lineage: Eukaryota; Fungi; Basidiomycota; Agaricomycetes; Russulales; Bondarzewiaceae
Exons: 3
Coding region: 1-447 (148 amino acids)
Source: RefSeq, a predicted model, not a curated record
AUGGACCCCCACCGCCAGGAGCAGUGGCACCGGAGCCCCCGCGCCGUCCGCGCAGCCACGCAGCUGUGUGUGGCCGCAGCAGGGAUGGCUGGCGGAUGCCUCGUGGUCAGCAAGCCAAACAAGACAGCACGAUCUCAGAUCUCCUCUCCACCCCGCCGUCCUCUCGGGCCUCCCUCCCCUCACACCACCGUCCACACAAACAUCCCUUCCCGCUCUCGCCUCACCAUAACCGGCGCGCGCCCCGCGCCCGAGAUCAGAAUUCACGCCCUGGUUGCUUCGCUGCCCCCUACGGCUCAACUUGCUCCCUCAUGCGACGCAACUGCCCGCCCGGGAACACUUCGUCCUCCCACAUCCCCGCAGACGUCGCCCACCCGGAGCCAGCUUGCAUCCCUCACAAUUAUCCUAUCUCGCGAGGCACACAGGCUCGCACAAAAAAACCGCGAUUAA